Bombyx mori (domestic silkworm) is the source of this 1716-nucleotide messenger RNA. RefSeq names its product enoyl-[acyl-carrier-protein] reductase, mitochondrial. Gene Ontology annotation, cellular component: mitochondrion. Gene Ontology annotation, biological process: fatty acid metabolic process. The coding region runs from base 141 to 1523 and encodes 460 amino acids. The record is from RefSeq and is a predicted model, not a curated record. Gene Ontology annotation, molecular function: trans-2-enoyl-CoA reductase (NADPH) activity. Lineage: Eukaryota; Metazoa; Arthropoda; Insecta; Lepidoptera; Bombycidae. The transcript is spliced from 6 exons.
CGAACUGUUAAAAUGUAUUUUCAAUGAUUGUGACAAUUUUAAAUCAAAUGUCAAUGACAUCGUUGUUAGCGAAAACGCUUAUAAUGUCGUAGUAGUUAAUAUUGUAACAUUUUUGAUAAAACGUGUUUUAUGAGAACCUAAUGCAGAAAGUUGAAACCUCGUGGAGGAAAGAUGGAGAUUGGAAAGGUCGUUACUCGAGCCUUUACUCUGCAAGGCGUGUUUCACUUCCGAAAGAAGAACCUCAUCGCAUCUCCUUUUUAACCGAUUCAUCUCCGUACAACAUCCUAAACAGAAUUACAUCAGACUGUGAAAGUUCACCGUCAGCAUCCAUUACAUUUUCUUCGCGCAUGAUAUCGUUGCUGUCCCAACAAAGCGACUUGUACAACAGCAUCCGAGGAAGCGUACAGAAUCAGUCACGGGACUUAGGCGGGCAAGAGACAUUACUUUUGAACAUGGUUCGUGCUAGGAAAGUACAAGACGUCGAAGCACAAGACAAGACUCUUGACCUUAAAGAUGACCUAACAGAUGAUCAACGAAAUGAGGGCUGCAUCCAUGGUAUUAGUAUGCGCACAACAGAUCGCAGUAUCUCCCGGUCUCGUUUCUCUCGUGUCUCAACACGUCGUGAUAUGGACAUACCGUCCAUCUUAGCUUUCACAGCCAACACUACCCAGCCAGUUAAAAAUUACUGUCUGCCCAGUUUACCAUCUAUCCCGGGAGAUGAAGGUGUGGGUGAGGUGCUUGAGAUUGGUAGCCAUGUAUGUGCAUGUGAACCUGGUGAUCGUGUAGUGCUUACAUCAAGAUUACUUGGUACAUGGAGGUAUUAUGGUGUUUUUCAUGAAAGAGAUGUUCAUAUCAUAUCUCCAAACAUACCUCUUCCUGAAGCCUCAAUGCUAACAAUAGCCCCAUGUAUGGCAUACAGAAUGAUCAAGGACUUCAGAAAUGUACAACCAGGUCAAACUGUUAUUCAAAAUGCUGCUAACAGUCCAUGCGGUCAAUGCAUUGUGCAAUUGUGCAAAGCUUGGGGAAUUAAUACAUUUAACAUAGUUGCUAAUCAUUAUAAAUACAAAGUUGUCAAAGAUUAUUUGCUGAGUAUAGGAGCCACUGCAGUUUACACUUUAGAAGAAGCUGAAGAAUUGACUAAUUUCAACACAUCACUGUCUAGGCCCGUUUUGGCCCUGAAUUGCAUAGGGGCCAGAUAUGAAAAUGUCAUCCUCAAAUUACUUGAGAGAAAUGGAACAGUUGUUUAUUAUGGUGAUGCAUUUAAUUUGCCCAUUGUAAAACAAUUUUUGAGAUGUGAUGUUGCCUUCCAUAAAUUUCAUUUGUGCGAAUGGGAUGCCAAAGCUACUUGUGUUGAAAAAGAUAUAAUGCUGAACGACAUUAUAAGACUGAUGGUAACUGGAAAAUUUAGGGCACCAGUUUACGUGCCAGUCGAACUAAAGAAUUAUGUUCAUGCAUUUAGAAAUACAGGCCAUUGCGAAGCAUUUUCAACCGUCAACUAUGUGUUUGACUUUACGCUCCCGUAAUUCCCAAAUCAGCUCAGCAGUGUCGGAAAACAUUGAUCAUAGAUUAAACAAAUGUAGUACUGGCUAAACACCAUUAAGUAUGUGGAUAUUCGCAAUUUUAUUAGUUACGUCGCCGCAUCGCAUUGGUUCUUCAGAUCCCUCACUGUUUAGAUAUUUUUCCUUAUUUUUGUCUAUUGUUAAAAAAAAAAACAAA